AUGAAGGGUCAAAACACUCGCCAGAACAAAACUGGUGGCGCAGGCCCCAAUCAAAACACUUCUUCUCCUGGUGCCUUCCAAAAUGGUCAUCGUCGCUCCAAUUCCCGCUACAAUGGCAAUUCUAGGGAUUCACACAGUCAACUGUCCCUGCAGAAUGAUCACAAUGCUGCAAACAACAGAUUGAUGGAUGUUCUUGCGAAGUCUUUGGGUAAAACCACUAUUGCAACAGUAUCCUCAGGCGCUCGUUACCAGGGAUUGUUGCAGGUGGCUGACGUUGACCCCCUGAGCUCAAAUGCUCUUUCGGUCGCCUUGUUCAAGCCAACAUUGGUUUCUAAAGCUGUGCUCGAUGAAAAAUCAAACGCUGACGCUUCCUUACCAGAAAAGUUGAUUAUCCAAGCUAAGGAUUUGAUCGAUAUUGAAGUCAAUACCGCUCCCAGGGCCGAUACCGCCGCGCCUUCUAAGGAGGAGGAUUCUGAGAAACCCACUGAGAAACCCGCUGAGAAGUCCACGGAGAAGGUUCCCGAGAAGCCAAAUGUGCCAGAGCCAGCCAAGAAGUCUGACACUCAGGCCAAGAAGCCAAAGGAUCUGAUCGCUCCUUCUCCCCAAGCUGCACAAGAGCCAAAGCCAGCAUCUCCAUCUGUUCCUCAGUCCUCAACUCCUCCGCAGCCAGAGGUUUACAAGCCCCCAAAGAGAUCAGAGUUUCGCACAGAUAAGGACAUCUCUUCUUCGUUUCAAGUGAGGGAGAGAGAGUUGCAACGCUGGACUCCUGACGAUGAUUCUCUCGCAGUGUCAUUGGAGGAUACCACUAGCAGUACUGGUGUUUGGGAUCAGUUCAAGGUCAAUGAAGAGAAGUUUGGCGUUGAGUCUACCUAUGACGAGCAUUUGUACACCACCAAGAUCAACAAAAGCUCGAAGGACUACAAUGAGAGAUUGGAGCGUGCUCAGCGGCUCGCAAAAGAAAUUGAGGGACAGUCCACAACGGACAAGCACGUUCUUGAGGAAAGAGGAGUUCUUGUUGAUGACAGUGGAUUGGAUGAGGAGGACAAGUAUUCUGGUGUGCAAAGAGAGCAAGCGGACACUAGGGGUAAUGAACUCAUGGCCGCCUUGAGAAACAGCAUGAACGCAAGCCCUUCGUCGCAGGAGCUUGCGACUAAAUCGAGUGCCUCUGGGCAACGCGGUGCACACUAUCAUAAUGAUCCUGCCAUUGUAUCGAGUUCUGGAGCCCGCAAACCCACUCAAGAGAAGGCUGAUGUAUCUGGGACCGCGCCAGAGAGUGAGGUUCCCUCCAAGCCAACUUCUAUACCACCCAAACCACCUAUGCCAACAAACGAGCUGUUCCGCUUGAACGCUCAAAGCGAAAUCAACGCUUUGCGUGAAUUCAGUGCUAACUUCAAGGUUCCCCAUAAGAUGCCAAACGAUCUUUUGCCUAUACUAGCAAAGGACAAGAUGAAGCAGGAUGAAAUCCUCAAGCGCCAGGAUUCACCAAAGAAGAGUCAUGCAGAGCCAAGGAAGGAGGGCAAUCGCUUCAAGUUGAAUCCUAAGGCGGCAGCAUUCACUCCGUCUUUCACUCCUGCGGCUCAGAAGCUGUCAAAUGCUUCCCCAAACCCUCCAAAAGCAUACUUUGGCUCUCCCCAGAAUCCAUCUCCUCGCAUUCAUAACCAGAGGACUCACAACAGCAAUCCUUCCAGUAGUGGUAAAAGACACCAUAAGGUUUCCGCUGUCGAAUUCUUUGGAAGUCAAGAUAAAGUUCCUACUGAGAAAAGUCAAAAAGAUAAAGUCGAGAAGUUCAAGAAGAUGUUCAACUUGUUCAACACGGCACAGAGAAACCACGAAGAUAAGUCCACGCCUAUUGUUUUUGAAAAAGCGUUCCAGACGCCUCCAACAUGGGACUCGACGAUAGAAGAGAACUACAAAGAGUACAUCAAGAAGCAAGCUGCACCUGAAGGAAAGUCUCCUGCUAUGCUAGUACCUCCCGUCGGAAUGCCGUUCAUGGCAUCGCCAAUGAUGGGAAUGCCAAAUGCAAGUCCUCAAAUGGCACCCCAUGCAUUCCCUGGAACGCCCAAUCCAAAAUUCCCAGUAUCACCUAUGCAAGGUCAGCAUCCUAACAUGGCUGCUCAAUUCCAGCAGCAACAGAUGGCAAUGAUGUAUCAAAUGCAAGGUGGUGUCCCUCCUGGUCAGAUGAUGUAUCCACCUCCCGAUCCUCAAUUCAUGGCCCCUGGAGGCUUCAUGAUGCCGGGGUUUGUUGGUUCUCAUAGUCCUGUCGGUGAAAAUGUCAUGAUGGGUAGCGGCAGUCCCUACGCCGGCAAUGUUGCAAUGCAAGGACAUCAAGGCAACUUCAAUAGUCAUCAAGGUGGAAGAAGAUACAACAACAAUCCUCAGGGUAAGAGAGGAAGUAACACUGCCAGAGGCAACGUCGGGAAUCAAUAG
Candidozyma pseudohaemuli is the source of this 2427-nucleotide messenger RNA. RefSeq lists its product as uncharacterized. The record is from RefSeq and is a predicted model, not a curated record. Gene Ontology annotation, molecular function: RNA binding. Gene Ontology annotation, cellular component: cytoplasmic stress granule. The transcript has a single exon. Bases 1 to 2427 code for a protein of 808 amino acids. Lineage: Eukaryota; Fungi; Ascomycota; Pichiomycetes; Serinales; Metschnikowiaceae. Gene Ontology annotation, biological process: cytoplasmic stress granule assembly.